UUCAGCCAGUCCGUGAACGGUACCUACACCUUCAAGGUCCGCGUCCUUGAAGGCUAUCUUACCCUCGGAUAUACGAUCAUCUUCAGGCAGUAUCGUCGACCUUAGAUCCUUUCGAGCGCCCGCGAGCGCCUCCAACGACGGUUCUUCCGAUUCUAAACUUUCAUAAACACCCCUUCUUUAGCCUCUUGAUAUCCUUAAAAACCAUCAACAGAAGUGACCAUCUUCAGUCGAAUCUAAAAAAAACACUUCUUUCGUUCUUCGCAACCCCCCAAUUACUUCGCUUUCGAAGUGAUCGUGCUAGACAAGAGAAAAAGACAAAAAGACAACGGCAAAGACGAUAAGAACACAAGAGAAACGAAGAGCCAAGGUGAUAAAAGCUUGUGAAACGAAAGGACAAGGUUUUCCCAGGAAGAAUUUUACUGUGCUUUAAAGCUCGAGGAUGAGGUCCUCGUUGGUUCUAUUCUUCGCGGUGGCAGUCUUCGCUUAUACCGAGGGCUUCACUCGAGUGAAAAGACAGGAAGACAAGAAGGAAGAGAGUUUCGAGAACGAAAUCUGCAAGGAAAAGGAGGCUGGAGAAUGGUUCAGAUUGGUAGCCGGCGAGGGCGACAACUGUCGGGACGUUAUUCAAUGCACGAGUUCCGGUCUCCAAGCUAUACGAUGCCCGGCUGGUCUUUACUUCGACAUCGAGAAGCAAACGUGCGAUUGGAAGGACUCGGUGAAUAACUGCAAACUUAAAAAUAAGGAGAGGAAAUCGAAGCCUCUUCUGUAUACCGAGGAACCUCUCUGCCAAGAUGGAUACUUGGCCUGUGCCGAUCAGUCCUGUAUAGAGAGAGGAUUGUUCUGUAACGGCGAGAAGGAUUGUACCGAUGGAUCCGACGAAAAUAUUUGUGACAUGGACAACGAUCCGAACAGCGCUCCUCCUUGUGACCCUGCCGUCUGCGUACUUCCCGAUUGCUUCUGCUCCGAAGAUGGAACGAGCAUCCCCGGUGAUCUUCCGGCCAAGGACGUGCCGCAGAUGAUUACGAUAACCUUCGACGAUGCCAUCAACAACAACAAUAUCGGUCUCUACAAAGAGAUCUUCAACGGAAAACGCAAGAAUCCUAAUGGUUGCGACAUCAAGGCCACCUUCUUCGUCUCUCACAAAUACACUAAUUACUCGGCUGUGCAAGAGAUGCACAGGAAAGGCCAUGAGAUUGCGGUACACUCGAUCUCUCAUAACGAUAACGAACGCUUCUGGUCUAACGCUACGGUUGACGAAUGGGCCAAAGAAAUGGCUGGUAUGAGAGUCAUCGUCGAGAAGUUCGCCAACAUAACUGACAAUACUGUCGUUGGUGUCAGAGCACCGUAUCUUCGAGUAGGUGGCAACAAUCAGUUCACGAUGAUGGAAGAACAGUCCUUUUUAUACGAUUCGACGAUCACUGCGGCACUGAAUAAUCCACCUCUCUGGCCUUACACCAUGUACUUCAGGAUGCCUCAUCGUUGCCAUGGAAAUCUUCAGCAUUGUCCGACGAGAUCGCAUGCUGUGUGGGAAAUGGUGAUGAACGAAUUGGAUCGUCGCGAGGACCCACAAAACGAUGAAUAUCUUCCUGGAUGCGCUAUGGUCGACUCUUGCAGCAACAUCUUGACCGGAGAUCAAUUCUUGGACUUCCUUAAUCACAAUUUCAAUCGUCAUUAUCAACAAAACCGCGCGCCUCUUGGUCUCUAUUUCCAUGCUGCCUGGUUAAAGAACAAUCCUGAAUUCCUCGACGCUUUCCUUUACUGGAUCGAUGACAUAUUGGAAAACCAAAAAGACGUUUACUUCGUAACGAUGACCCAAGUGAUCCAAUGGAUCCAGAACCCUCGUACUAUCUCCGAAUCUAAAAACUUCGAGUCCUGGAAAGAGAAAUGUGUCGUCGAUGGACCACCAGCCUGUUGGGUUCCCCAUACUUGUAAAUUAACUGCGAAAGACAUCCCUGGGGAGACCAUAAAUCUUCAGACUUGCGUACGUUGCCCCAACAACUACCCCUGGAUCGAUGACCCCACAGGCGAUGGUUUCUACUUGUAAAAAAGUAUCGUCUCCUCGUUCCUUCUUCUCGUCUAAGUCAAUUCUUCUACCCCUUUCUUACGUUCGUCCCUACAUAUCCGCCGCGUCCUAAUUAGCUCGUUCCGUACCGAACGUGCCUUGCCCUUUCCGAAUUUCGUGAUGGAACAUGUGGCGUCUGGACGAUCGCCGACUGACACUCCUGCGUGUUGAGACUUCAAUUUCAAGAUCGACAAUCACGAGAUCAUAAUAAUCGACUAACGAUCGUAACAGGGAUCUCUUUUCAAAAUCUCGGAAGAAAGAGAGAGAUAGAUAGAUAAAGAUAGAAAUGGGAUCGUCGAGAGAGAUUAAUCAUCUUUCGAUCGGCUACAUUCUUAACGCGCGCCAGCGCCAGAGAUCUGUGAUAAAUCCUCGAACUCGUGUCCUUGAGAUUUUUGGGAAGACAAAGACCAGGAUAUAUAAAAGACGGCGACGAAGACAAUGACGAGAGUAUUCGCGGAAUUCAAGCCACGUCGGCGACGCUAACAUAAUUUCUUUUCUCCCACCCUUCUUCUUGUUCUUCUUUUUGUCCAUUUAUCCAAUACCCCAAUCCCAGCGUCUUUCAUAGUCUUGAAGAGAAACUGCGGACCCAUUAAAACAGUUGGGCUCUACGGCAACGCUCGAUGUAUAAUAUAAUAAGACGCACGUCCUUGCCUUUUCCUAAGACAUCCUUUAUUUUCUUUCCUCGCUUCUCCCAUCUUACAUCUUUCGGAGAGAAGACCCACCCCCUUUCGCUCUUUUUAAUGGAACACCCUUAUAUUUUUCUAAGGGUCGACCAGACUAUAUAUGUAUAUAUAUAUAUAUAUAUAUAUAUAUAUAUAUAUAUAUGUAUAUAAAUAUUAAAUAUUAUUGCGUAUGUAUAUUUUUAAAGAAAUAAGUGAUAGUACCAACAUCGUUUACAAAAGAAUGAACCUUUAAUAAAAGAUCCCGAUAAAUUUGAA
Vespula vulgaris is the source of this 3000-nucleotide messenger RNA. RefSeq names its product chitin deacetylase 1 (gene serp). Lineage: Eukaryota; Metazoa; Arthropoda; Insecta; Hymenoptera; Vespidae. Gene Ontology annotation, molecular function: protein binding; hydrolase activity, acting on carbon-nitrogen (but not peptide) bonds; chitin binding. Gene Ontology annotation, biological process: carbohydrate metabolic process. The record is from RefSeq and is a predicted model, not a curated record. The transcript is spliced from 5 exons. The coding region runs from base 440 to 2044 and encodes 534 amino acids. Gene Ontology annotation, cellular component: extracellular region.